UCAGUCACGUGUUACGCUUCGGUCCGGUUAAAGCGCCGCUCAGGAAUACGAACGCCGAGACGAGGCGUUCACCAACCCACUGUGAAUUAUUUUCAAUUUUCAUGAUUUUUACUCUCACGUUGGGACAUUCGGAUUAAGGAAGAACAGAAUUUAAAAAAGAGAGCAUCUUUUGGCGUCGCCAUAUAUCACGCUGGAGGAUUUCUAGUCACGUUAUUGCCCGCUCGUCUUGAGAUCCCUCACUUUGGGAAUGGGAAAUGAUGGAGGAUAAAGCGCCCCGUGUCGCCGACUACUUCGUGGUUGCAGGCCUCACUGACUCGUCCAAGCUUUUGGAGGAGGACCUGCACUUUGAUGAUACCACUCCAAAAUCUGUCAAACCCAAAGCGCCCAUCACAGAUGUAGCCGUAGUGAUCCGCUCCCUGGGCGAAGAGGUACCCCCUGGCUUCACCUGUGUCGAAAGCACCCCUUCAGGCCUGUCUGCGGAGCUCAAUGGAGCCAGCCUCAGGGGGCCGCAGAUUUUCCUGUGCUUCAAGCGAGGCAGAGAUAAGCCUCCGCUGACAGAUCUUGGGGUUUUGUAUGAGUGGAAAGAAAAGCUGAAGCCUGGAUGUCACAUCGUCCAGACCACACCCUCAGGUCGCCCCGCCAACAUCAGCAGCUCGUCAUCUCAACGCAUCUACAUCACGUACCGCCGCGCUCCUAAGAGCCAGCCCCACACUUCGCUGGCCGUCACUGAUGUCUGCAUCAUCGUGCCCGGCAAGGGGGAGACGCCUCCUCACACCUUCUGCAAGGUGGACAAGAACCUCAACAGCAGCAUGUGGGGAUCAUCUGUCUACUUGUGUUAUAAGAAGUCUCUGGCAAAAGCAAACACUAUUGCAUGCAAAGCAGGUCUGCUGUGCAGGUACCCUGAAGAGGACGAUGAGUCCUUUCCAUUGCCUGAGUCUGUGCCUAUGUUCUGUCUGCCCAUGGGGGCAACAAUUGAGUGCUGGCCUGUGCACACCAAACACGCCCUUCCCGUUUUUUCCACAUUUGUCCUAACGGGAUCUUCAGGAGAAAAGGUGUACGGAGCAGCAAUCCAGUUCUAUGAGCCUUACUCAGAGGAGAACCUGUCGGAGCGUCAGCUGUCACAGCUCGGUCUGCUCAGCUCUGAUCUCGGACCCGGCGGGACCAGGAGUGUUUACAGCAACAAGAGCAUCUGCCUCCUAUCCCACUGGCCCUUCUUCCAGUCCUUCAGGAGCUUCCUCACCUUCCUCUAUCGAUACUCCAUUUCUGGACCACACGCGCUGCCUAUUGAAAAGCACAUCGCUCACUUCAUGCAAAAUGUGCCAUUCCCCUCCACCCAGAGGCCACGCAUCCUUGUGCAGCUCUCGCCACAUGACAGCCUGAUACUGAGCCAACCCGUGUCCUCUCCACUGCCUCUCAGUGGUGGAAGCCUCUCCACAUUACUACUGAAUCUGGGCCCGAAAAAUGCUGCCACGCUGCUGGUGUUGGCUGUCACAGAGCACAAGAUCCUGGUUCACUCCCUUCGGCCUGCCGUACUAACCAGUGUUACAGAGGCACUUGUGUCUAUGAUAUUUCCUUUCCAUUGGCCAUGCCCGUACAUUCCUCUGUGCCCACUAGCCCUGGCGGGGGUACUCAGUGCCCCAUGUCCUUUUAUUGUGGGUGUGGAUUCCCGAUACUUUGACCUGUACGUGCCCCCGAAUGACAUCAGUUGUGUCGAUUUGGAUACCAACACCAUUUCCCAGAAAGAAGACAAGAAGGCUUUAACGUGGAAAAUAUUGCCCGGGAGAGCCUGCAAACAUCUUUUGAAUUCCCUGAAUAAACUCCAUCAGCAGCUCACAGAGGGUGGUUACUUAAGCCACGAAGAUGUGCAGAUGGAGCAUGCGGUAACUGACAGCGAGCUCAACGGUGGGAAGAGUCUCCAAACUCUGGAGCUGGAGAUCCAGGAAGCCUUCCUGCGCUUUAUGGCGGCCAUCCUCAGAGGUUAUCGCUCGUACUUGCAGCCCAUAACCCAGGCCCCCUCUGAGAAGACCACUGAUGUCAGCUCCCUUUUUGACAUUCAAGGUUUCUUGAAAAGCAGAGACCGCUCCCAUCAGAGGUUCUACUCACUCAUGACCAAGACUCAAAUGUUCAGCCGCUUCAUUGAGGAAUGCUCCUUUGUCAGUGACAAAGAUGCAAGUCUGGCUUUCUUCGACGAGUGCGCUGAUAAGCAGAUGGACGGUGAAAAGCCAGAUGACGCCAGACUGAUCGAACUGGACGAAUCCCAUCACAGUGAGCACACUGUUUACAUCAACCCUCCAGAGCUGCCUCUGCUACCAGAAGGAGAAGAGCAUCCUCUGUGCUACAGCUACUCCAGGUUUCCAGUGCUAAAUUCUGAACUUCUAGAACCACUUGAGGGACCAAAUCCUCCAUCAGCAGGCACAGUUUCACACCACUGCAGCCCCGCCAGCCCGACAGCCAUCUUUAGACGCUCCAAACAGGAGAUCAAAUCUGCUCAAAGGAUGGCGCGAACCUAUUCGUCUAUGCCUCAGAUGUGGUCCAAGUGUCUUCUGCGUCACUGCUACGGCCUCUGGUUCAUCUGCCUGCCUGGUUUCGUCGAUACGUGUCCCUCUAAAGUGCGGGCGCUGCGCACAGCUUAUGAUGUGCUGAGGAGGAUGCAAGACAAGAAGCUGCAGGCCCCCGAUGAGGUGUGUUAUCGUGUAUUGCUGCAACUGUGUGGUCAGUACAGCCAGCCAGUCCUGGCAGUGAAGGUACUUUUUGAGAUGAAGAAGGCUGGAAUUCAACCCAACGCCAUCACCUAUGGCUACUACAACAAGGCGGUGUUGGAGAGCACGUGGCCGUCCACCACCAGAGGCGGCUUCUUUUUGUGGGGGAAGCUGAGAAAUGUUGUCCUGGGUGUUGGCCAAUUCAAGCAAGCAGGGAAGAAACAAACACUGCCACACAGAGAAAUUCCACUUUCAGACGGUAGUGAUCUUGACACAGUCAGUCAUGGCAGUUUGGACAGCGUUAAUGACUCUGCCGAACGCACCUCCAUCGAUACCGACUUCAAUAAAAUGGACUCCAGUGAUGAUGGAUUUAGCACAGGUGGCCAGUCAGACCAAGGCUACGAUUCCUUGUCUAAGGAGGAGAUGAGCUGCAGAGAGGGGGAAAACAUUCCACUGGUUAAGGACAAAGGAACAAAGCUGCACAGCAAUGGUGACAACCCGGAUUCCAGUCCGUCAUUCAGUGACACCAUGCUGUGUGGACCUUUGACCCAAACAGAACGGCCAAAGUCUCUGGACUUGGGUGCUCCGAAGCUCACCGUCCCUCAGCUCAGCUCCAACAAGCGGCACCGCCUUGCUGCUGACAAACUGAGCGAGUUGGAAGAGAAAACAGAGCCUCAUGGAGAACAGAACCCGAACAGAAGAAGCAUGAGCUGCAGCGGUGGGACAGUGGGUCGAUCUGAUAUUGAGGCAGGGUUCGAUCCGCUGUCACUCAUGGCCACGGCGCAAGAACGCUGCCGAGGCGGCGGAAGCACGCCUACUGCCCGUCGUGAGCUGGCCGAGGAGAUUGAGAUGUACAUGAACAUUAGCAACAGCCCGCCGAGGAGGUGCAAGCCAAACGCGAACGCGCAGAACCAAUCGAGCCCCUCCUCACAGGCCACCCGACCCCACACGCUGCUCCGCUCCAACACCCAACUCCCGUUACCUGUCAAAUCAAGACAGCGGCUCAGGACGUCGCCGUCUCUCCCUCUCGGUGUUUGUAACAAAGGCAGGGACAGGCCUUCCUCCUUAGUGUUACCCUCAUCCCCCACUGCCUCGGCCUCUUCCUUCUCCAUGGAUUCCCUCUUCACACCCAGCCUGGACAGCUUCAAGAGCAGCGUUCUCUUAGCGGGAAAGGGCGUCGCUGAGAAGGCCAGCCGCCUCUACUCGCGCCUGUCCUCUCAAACCACAUUAACAGAGCAGGACUCAAACUGCGAUCGAAUCAGCGUGUCCUCGCUCACCUCGGGCGAUGCGGACUGCUCCUCGCUUGUGGAUAUUGACUCCUGUCUCGACGCAGAUGGGUUCGUGUCCCCGCAGCAUGGUGGUACGGCCCGACUCAGGAGGAGUCCCGUAGCGGGCCACACCCACCUGAGCAGUCCCAGCUCCCCUGACAGGGUCUUCCGGCACAACUCUUUCUCUGGUGGUUUGACAGUUCCUUCUAGAAGUCCUCACACUCCAGAUUCCUCCCCUGACAUAAACCGCUUCAAGCCUUCUCCGAUUUAUACCAUAGAGGUUAUGAUGUCCAGCUGCUCCCUUUGCAAGACGUGUGACUCUCUGGUGUACGACGAGGAGAUCAUGGCCGGCUGGACGGCCAACGACUCAAACCUCAACAGCACGUGCCCCUUCUGCGGCUCAGCCUUCCUGCCAUUCCUCAAUGUGGAGGUCAAAGAUCUGAGGCCUCCCAGCAGAUCUCCCCAGGAGUCUAUUCCUGUUACCAAGGAGGACACAUCUGUGUCACUCAACCCCGAAGCCAAAUUAUCUGAGGCAGACUACACUACCCCAAGGAAUGCUGGGAUGUCUGCACCAGUGACAGUGCCGUACCUGAGCCCUCUGGUUCUUUGGAAGGAACUGGAGAGCCUGCUGGUGAACGAAGGCGACCAGGCCAUUUAUUCCCCAGGGGUUGUCGACCAGCACCCAAUUGUCUUCUGGAACCUUGUGUGGUUCUUUAGGAGGCUGGAGCUGCCUAGUAAUCUGCCAGCUCUUAUCCUGGCCUCCCAACACUGUCCCCGUGGCGAUCAGACUCGUUCUGGUGUUUCCUCUGAGGACAGCAAGCAAGUUCUGGUGAGGAUUAUGUGGGAUAACCUCAAGUUGCACCAAGACAAAGUCCACCCUUGUUAUGUCCUCUGGAACACACAUUGCGCCAACUUACUGGUUCGCUCGGGGCUGUGCGAGGAGGGCCAGCUCUUCACUGUGGAGCUCCUUCAGAGUUUGGUGAGGAGCAUCAAGAAGAGUGACAUCUAUCAGCCCAUGAGCCAAAUCAUCCAGGUGCUGGGGCCUGAGCUGGGUUUUAAAAGACAAAGGAGCUUAUACAGAGAUUUAUUAUUCCUCACUCUGGUGUCUUUGGGGAAGAACAACAUCAAUAUCAAUGCAUUUGACCGGGAGUACAAGUUGGCCUACGACCGCCUCACCCCGAGUCAGGUCAAACUGACACACAACUGCGACCGCCCCCCUGGAGCUGGGGUCAUGGAGUGCAGGAAGACUUUUGGGGAGCCCAGUCUGUGAACCAGAUGUCACACACACACGGGAAAAAACACACACAGAAGCAGUUAUUGCUUUGCCUGUGUGUGUGUGUGUGUGUGUGUGUGUUUGGACUUCAGACUCAGGACCAACUCACCUGAACUCUUCUUAAGCACAAUGGGAAUAUGACUCUUAUGUAAAAGCAACUGCCAUGAUGACAUCCCUUCACUGUUCAGCGCUGGGACGUGCGGAGCAGUGAGUCUCGAGUAAAUAUUGAGGAAAUUCCACUGUAUUUUCACUAUAUCUACCCGUUUGUACAGUCAUUAUACACUUUUUUAUGACUUUGUGUUUUAAAAGUAUGUCAAAGAACAUGGACUGUAUUCUCACAUUGACUUCGCGGUCCUGGUGGCCUGUGUUGAGACUGUUGUUGAGUGUCAAGAGCAAACUGCUUUCAGACAGUCGUCUUUUUUUAAGCACUUUGACAAGGUGAGUUCUGCAUUGGCCCAGCAGCCCAAAGAUUUGAUGGUUUUUGACUGGGCCACGAAACAAAAUGUAAUGUUUUUCCGCCUAACACAUACAGCUUUACCAAAAGCAAAUACAUUCCUCCUCACCGAGGACACACUUUAAUACCUUACGACACUAAACUACAUUGUAAUGGUGGUGAUAAAAAAAAAAUAAACUUUCUAAAUAAAGGGAGCACUAAAUUCAUUUAUAUGCACAAUGUUUAUUCGUGAUUAUUUCUUUUCUAUAAUGUACCAAAAGAACCCACAAGGGAAAUUCUAAUAUGAUUUAUUUACAAUUUUUAAAGCAAUACCUUUUUUAAAGUGAGAUUUGUUGUAUAAGGUUGUGUUGUAUGGGACCACCAAGGAAACAUUCCCUUAGUACAGUACAAUCAAAGUAUGUGAUAACAGAAAAAAUUGAAUAUUUCAGUUGGAUUAAUCACAACUUUUAUUUGUCGAUAUUGUCACAAUAAAUAGAGGGAAAAGAAUGUACAGAAUUUGAUGUAUUUUGUCGAUUUCAUUUCAUAAUAAAAAUGAAGUGAUUCAUUUAAAAAGUGAAGGUAUGACAGGUUUUCUUGCACAAAGUAGAUUUUCCUGUGCAAGGUUUUAGGUUUGAAACAACAGCUGUGCCCUGCCCUGACACCACAUCACUUCCUAGAGUCACGGUGUCCUGAUAGAAGCUGACAAACAAACUUCUUUUUGUACCGUGAUGCCCUUUCGCUCACAUUGAUGCUCUGUCCUUGCUUUGAAUCAGUCUUGUUUAGCCUUGUGAAUUAGCCUUCUCAAUAAAACUCACCACUUGAUGUCUACAUCUUGUGUCAAGGCCACUGUAUGUUUGUUAUUCACCAUUUGUAAGAUGGACACUAAUUUAUAUGAAACAACGUACAAAGGAAGUGAAA
Molecule: messenger RNA, 6591 nt
Organism: Phycodurus eques (leafy seadragon)
Lineage: Eukaryota; Metazoa; Chordata; Actinopteri; Syngnathiformes; Syngnathidae
Gene: dennd4a
Product: DENN/MADD domain containing 4A
Exons: 29
Coding region: 255-5237 (1660 amino acids)
Biological process (GO): regulation of Rab protein signal transduction
Cellular component (GO): cytoplasmic vesicle
Molecular function (GO): protein binding
Source: RefSeq, a predicted model, not a curated record